CGAGUGAGCACUGACCAAGGAAAAGGAAUAUGAUAAUAAAGUUAGGAUGGAGUUGUCGCGCUGUUUGGAUAUCAGCUACAACAACAACAGUAUGACCAAGCUGGACCGGGCCAGGCGCUGAGCAACUCUUAGAAAACUACACGAGUUGUUUUUACUGCGUGUUUCUCUCUGGAAAGUCAAUUCGAGCGGGUUUGGAUAGCUCUUCCUGUUACAAACUCGGUGAUUACAACGUUUUAAUGGAGUGAAACCGCUCGUUGUUUGUGUGCAUCGGCCAGCACCAGCAGUAUGGAUAGUCUCGUGCAAAGGGGAUUCUGCGGGAACGCCGCAAAGUUGCGGCCAGACGUCGUUAAUGGAGAUAUGGGCUUAAUAGUGCCAGUUGGUCAGCCCUGAAACUUGUCUUGUCGUAAAACACGGCUUGGCUGUACUGAAUGCUCCUUUCCUGCUAUUCUUCUCCUCUUCUUAGCGCUUCCUGCUUGUGGUGGCCACUGCACUUAAUGGCUAAAAAUACAUAAAAAACUCAGAAUGGACAGCUAAAUGUAGUGGGAAACUUCACUUGGAGUUGUAAUGGUAGGUCUUUAAACAUUUUACAAGCAGCUAAUGGUAAUUCGAGGUUUGCCUUUAUAGUUUUAAAAAAAAUCAGAAUGAAUUAGGUGGCACUUUUAAAUGGGGGAAUAAGAAAUAGCCAAUUAACUGAUAAUGAGGUGACUUAAGUGCCUCCUGUAGAAAUGAUAUUGUGCUCAAGCCAUGUGUUGGGAAACCACACACCACAUCACUUGAAUAGAAAGACAUUCAAUGGAGACAAUUCUGCCUCUCUUAGCUUUCAGUCACUUGCCAGAAUCAGUUACUUUGGUUUGAUUAUGGCUAUUUCACAUGGAGAGCUUUGCAUUCGUUGUAGAGACGAAUGAGAGACACUUGGUGUUCGUUUAAUUUUUAAUCCUUGCUUGUAGCCUACUUGUUGCUUGAGCUUUUGAACACAUUUCACUGGUCCCUGAUGAACCAACAAGAAAGACAGGAAAGGGAGCGAGGCGCAAUAAAGUACUCUUUUGUACUUUAUUUUCAAACCCUUGGGGUGCAGAAUCAAAUCCAGUCAAAACAUCUGCUUGAGGCUCCAUGGAGCCGCUGAAGAACAUAUUCAGCCGAGGCCCGCUGUCGAACUGGAAAAAUUUGGAACAGUCACAAAAAGGGAACUUCACCAACCCUGUGUGGACGGCCUUGUUUGACUAUGAGGCAUCCUGUAAAGAUGAGCUCACUUUACGCAAAGGUGACCUGGUGGAAGUCCUCUCGCUGGACUCGGAGAUAUCAGGGGACGAGGGCUGGUGGGCGGGUAAGGUCAACAACAAGGUUGGCAUCUUCCCGUCUAACUAUGGCUCCUUCAAGCCCAGUGGAUAUGGGAAACUGCCGGGCAGAGAGCUGGGCCCGGCCGUGGUGAGCGAGUUCGAACCUGAGACCGUGGAUUUCCGGGAACUGAGCUUGGAGGAGGUCAUUGGGGUUGGGGGCUUCGGGAAAGUGUAUCGCGGUACGUGGAGAGGCGAGCUGGUGGCCGUGAAGGCCGCACGGCAAGACCCAGACGAGGACAUCAGUGUGACAGCCCAGAACGUGAGGCAGGAGGCGCGCUUGUUUGCCAUGCUCACGCACCCCAACAUCAUCGCCCUGAAAGGUGUCUGUCUGCAGGAACCUAACCUGUGCCUCAUCAUGGAGUAUGCCUCCGGUGGGCCGCUGAGUCGGGCGCUGGCGGGACGCCGCAUCCCGCCACAUGUCCUGGUCAACUGGGCCGUGCAGAUAGCCAGAGGGAUGCUGUACCUGCACAGCGAGGCCAUCGUCCCUGUCAUCCACCGGGAUCUCAAGUCCAACAACAUACUUCUGGCUCAGCCCAUAGAGAAUGAAUGUAUGGAGGGUUUGACAUUGAAGAUUACAGACUUCGGCCUGGCGAGGGAAUGGCACAAAACCACCAAGAUGAGCACUGCCGGCACCUAUGCCUGGAUGGCCCCUGAGGUCAUCAAGUCGUCGACCUUUUCCAAGGGCAGUGAUGUCUGGAGCUAUGGUGUUCUGCUGUGGGAGCUGCUAACAGGAGAGGCGCCCUACAGAGGCAUUGAUGGACUCGCCGUCGCCUAUGGAGUAGCUGUCAAUAAACUCACUCUGCCCAUCCCUUCCACAUGCCCUGAACCCUUCGCCCACCUCAUGUCAGAGUGCUGGGACCAGGACCCCCACCAUAGGCCCAACUUUGGCUCCAUCUUGUCCCAGCUGACGACCCUGGAGCAGCAGGUGAAGGAGGACAUGCCGCAGGAAUCCUUCCACUCCCUGCAGGAGGACUGGAAACUGGAGAUCCAGCACAUGUUCGAUGAGCUGCGGGCUAAAGAGAAGGAGCUGCGAUGCCGUGAGGAGGAGCUGAAGCGAGCAGCACUGGAGCAGAAAUCCCAUGAGGAGUUCCUUCGACAGCGUGAGCAGCAGCUGGCCCAGUGGGAGCAGGAUGUGUUCGAGCGCGAGCUCAGCCUCCUCAUCCUCCACAUGAACCAGAACCAAGAGAAACCUAAUGUCAAAAAGAGGAAGGGCACGUUCAAGAAGCACAAGCUUAAAAGCAAGAAUGGCGAGAAGAUCAGCAUGCCUCAAGAUUUCAUUCAUAAGAUUACGGUGCAGGCUUCCCCAGGCUUGGAGAAGAGGCGGAACUCUCCAGAUUUGGGUUCGGGCUCCUCACCCUCUUUCGGCCCACGCUUCCGAGCAAUACAACUUAGUCCAAGUGACAACAGCAGGACAUUUGGUCUGAGCUCAGUGUGGCCCUUAGAGGCCCCUUCCCUUAAACAAGCCAAUGGAGACCUGCGAUUGGGCCCCCACUGGAGACCUCAGAGCCCUAAAAGCCCCAAGAGUCCUAAAGUCCUGCGCCUUAGCCCCCAGGAAAGCAGUCUGUCGAUGAGAGCCAAGCUCUUGGAGUUGGACAGCAAUGAGAAUGGAGAAUCCAAGGAUGACUUUGAGGAGUACAGACCCUCCACACCAACCCCUCUCCCUGCUCAGAAUGGCUCCUCAGUGAAAGAGAGCCUGCGGCUGCCUCUACCUCAGGGAGACUCAGGCAGUGAGGAAGGGGGUUCCUCCCCAGCUGGCUCCCCCAGGCCAGAGAGGGGUUCCCUGGGUGGCCUGAUCAAGAGCACCCACAGGGCUCUGCUAGGCGGUGGCUCCCUAUUGGCUUCCAUAGGUCUCGGUCGCUGCCUAGAUGUCCCUCCCCGGGUACCCCCUCGAACUAACCCUCCAUCCCUGGAGGACCAUCACCGCACCCCUUCCGAACCAGAAAUCGCACCUCCUAAAUCCGUCACUUCGGACCCCCCGGUAGUGGACGAUCUCAUCACGUUCUCCACCUCUGAGCAGCUCCCCAGACCGUUCUUGGAUUUAGUGUUGCAGCAUCCAGAGGUUAGGCCUCUACCCCUAACGCCUCCUCCGCCGAACCCCCGUGAGAGGAGUGGCCACCGCACCCCGCAGACACCACAGAGUCCCCAGAGCCCCAGGACACCCCAGCAUCAAGGCAGGGCCAGUCCAGGGGAGUCUGCCCAGAUGUCCCAUCUAACCAACGGUGAGGUGGGCUGUGAGGCCUGGGACUACAGCUCUGACAGGCGGAGGAGGUCCAGCCAAGGCCUGCAUGCAUCUCAACUAGUUCUGGACCUACCUUUGUGUCAAGACACACUGGACUCUGAUGACAAGCCUUCGGUGCCCUUCUCCCUCUAUCCGGACCCUCGCCUCUGGACCCCCAAAACCCGCCGCCUGGAGGUUAAUGUCAUCCCCCGGCCACGCCCCUCCCCCAUUCGUCCCCGCAUCGACCCUUGGAGCUUCAUUUCGGCGGGAGGCGGGGGUUCAGGAGGUGCCCGCAGCCCCCAUCGCUCUGACAGCCAUCCUCUUGGCUACCAGCCAUCCCCCACCAACCCCUUCACCAACUGUGACCCCUUCCCCUCGCCGGACUGCGACCCCUUUGCCCUCAGGGCCGACCCCUCAGGCACCCUAGAUACGGCUUCACGCUUUGACCCCUUCUCGGCGCCCUUCCCCACCUCCCGUUCCGCCCCGUGCUCCACCAACGGCUCGCCCACACUGCCCACGUUCCGCGUGGCGCCCCUCAACCCAGCUGACUCGCCUCUCAUCGACUUGGGCUGGGCGGCCUGCAGCAAGCCCCCGGACAGCACCAAAGAGAAGGCUCGACCCCGCAGGACUCUGGGGCUCAAGCCCUUCAAGUCCCCAACACAGCUCAGAGACGACAGAUUCUAAACCCAUCUAAACCCAGCUUUGCCCGUGGGCACACGGCUGUCCCUCUCCUGUGGAUUUUAAUUACAGCUGUUUUUAUCACAGGAAUGCAGUCCAGGACCGCGUGCACUACUAUGUCCGAGGUGUUCACAAGGAUUUGGGAUCCUUUUAAAAAAAUGAAACAAAAAAGCACCACUCAGCCCAUAGAGGGAGGUCUCAUUGAUGGGAACCAGCGAGCCCCAGCUGUGGCAGGUCCUAUUUAUUUGCCAGCCUGUUGCCUUGGAGACCAGGAAGCCAGUGAAAGGUCAUUGGUAGUACAUUGGACUGUGGGAUAGUGGCCUGCAAACCAAGUAUCUGGUGCCCCUUUUUUUUUUUUUUCCCCAGUCCCUCUCAAUCUCUGUCUCUCGAGCCCUCUGGAGAAGCAGAUCAGAGAUCAGUGGUCCCGUCUUCAGAUUCUAACAGACUGCUCAUAUCUCCAGCUUUCAUCUCCCGCUUACCUUUGAAGCAUUGUGACAAUGCAGAGGUGGAUAAGGCGACUUGCACGACUUUACCUGCCUCUACCUCUCUGCUGACUCUGAAAGAAUUCAGGACAAUGGAAAAUUGGAGUGCCUUAUUUCGUGAAGUGUUUUUAAUAUAUAUCUCUUUAAGAUUCCAUGACCGGUUAACCUGGCGCGUAGGGAAGAUGCUAUGAUUUUGGCUUAAAUGUGCAAAGCAGCAUAGCAUUGCUGUGGAAGAAAAUGGUGUUUGUGUGUGUGCCUGUGUGUUUGUGUGUGUGUGUGUGCAUGUGUGUGUGUGUGUGUUCAGACCCACUGUAAGGAGAGAAUGCUAUUUUUUUAAUAGUGUCUCCAUGUUGCAUUAUGGGAGAAAGCACUCUGAGUGGUAAUUCCAGUCCACUCCAUCCGCUGCACAUGAAAUCCAAGACAAACCAUGACCCAGGCAUUCCACUUGGAAGCAGAUAACAUUCCAGUCACAUUCCCGGGGAAAUGCCAGGGAUUGGACUGAUUCAAUUGGCUGGCAUGCAACAGAGGACAGGAAACAAGAGGGGGGAGCCCUGUGCAUUCCCUUUAUGUGCCAAAGAAUGUGACUGUAUGAGUGAAACAGGCCGGGGACAAAGAGUAUUUGCAAAUAAGUUGUUUUUACCUCCAAGGAGUGCCAGAUGGGUGGGGUUUGCCACACUGGACAGCACAAUGAGUGCCAGCAAGUUCAGACUAUAACAAAGUACCCAAGUGUCAAUUUAAUUGACAACUUAUUUAACACUAUCCGGGCUGCCUUGCCCUGAGAAACACCACCCAUCUGGUGCUCAAGGGAGGUUAAAAGAAAGUAUUAUUUGCAAAUACUCCAGCACUUGACCCUAGUCAGAACACUUCUUCUGUACAGUCCAGCAGAGUAGCAAGGCUCCUAACCCCUCACCCCUCUUACUUUUCAUUCAAAGGAAAAAUCCACCCGAAAACACUUAAGCACUGUACAAAACCACUAUUGGAGCUAUACCUGUCAUUGUGUGGUGAUGUGUUUUUCUUAGUCCCAUGGAUAGCUGGCAAAAUCUAGACACCAUGCCCCAAUAUUUCCAGUGCUGCUACAACAGAGUUGGAGAGCAGAAUUGUGUCAGCAAUCCCAAACAUCAGUGAUAUCAAAGAGCAAUGGCUUCUUUUCUAGAGCUGCAUCACAUCUGUGUUCAGUAAUCUCUAUCAUAGAAAUCCAUCAUAGGAGGGGCAGACAUGUCUCCAAGACCCUAAAGAGACACGGAGUACAGUGCAAGCCAAAAGACAUGUUACAUUCUCUCUUUUUCUUGCCUGGUAAAUUUGCUCUCUACUCUUGUUGAAUUAAUGCUGCUUCUCUCUCCAAGCAGAUAAUGUUAUAAGUUCAGGCACGUUCUCAGCGGUUUGUCAAAAGGCAUUCUGGGAAACGUAGGCAGUCACUAACUGAAGUAGACGCAGACGAGGCAGAUUGAGGGAGAGUACGCAUGCCAAAAAGAUAAAUCACAGCUCUUGAACAUCACAGAGCGAAGAUAUCUGACGGUGGAUUUUUCCUUUAAUCUCAACCAACGUGGUUCUGUCCAGCAUUAUGGUGUCCUUUGACCUAAUUGGUAUAGAUCAAGCACUGAAGCAUCUGAAAGAGACCUGCUAACACAGAGCACACACUCCUCCCAUUACCCUGCGUCUUUAUUAGUGCAUUACGGGGUACAAAUACUGAUUGGGUUCAUCGCUGAAGCCAUGUCAUUGGAAGACAAUAACAGCUUUGUUCCAAUGAAGAGCAUAAACCUCGACUCCAGAGGGGGAAGCUUUGUGAUUAGCUUAAUAAUCCUACUGAUGAACAGAGGAGGCCCGAUAGUGAUAAUUAGCUUUGCGAUAAGGGCAGAGUGCGUUAACACCCCAUUCAGAUAUUCGGCUAAUUAAUUUGCCCCCCAACUUCACUAAAAAUGCUUCGUGUCUUCCUCACAAGGUAUUAAAUUGCUUUGUUGUAUGUCACUUUGAAUUUAUGGGUUUUAGCGUUGCCCUUUUAAAAAGGUUUUGUUGUCCCCCCUGCCUUAAGCCAAAGAGAUCGUCCUUUUUUUUUUUUUUUUUUUUGGCUUGCCGUUGGCUACUCAGCUGCUGCGGAUGAAGUCUUCACCAACGAGGCUGUCCUUUCUCUACAUCCUCUUUCUUUCUCAGGUGAUACACACACAACUGUUUUGAGAGACAGACACCCCCCGCCACCUCCCCACCCCCGCUCCUCGCUCCUACUUUUGGCUUCUUUCUUUUCUGGAAAGUUUUCUUCAGGGCAGUUUUGUCCUGACACUGCAGUGUUCAGUUCAAUAACACCAGAGGUUUCUGUCUGGGAAAAAGAAAUUGCUUUUAUUCUAGUAGAGCCCAUUUGCUGAAGAAAGUUCCUUUUCACAGAAGCAAAUUUUGUUUGAAGUUGAAUCGGAUGCCUUAUCAAAUAUUCCAGUUGCCAGUGAAUGUGACAUUAGUAACAGAUGUUUGACAAUCAUAUAAACACUGCUAAAAAUAUCGGAAUUUAAAUUUAAACAUUAACAAGCUGUUUUACCUGCCUGUUGUCUGCAAUAUUUGUCAAAGAAAAUGAAUACAUGCAUAUAUUCAAUAUGUGCACCGUCUUCAGUGCUAGUUAACGACACUAGUCAAACCUUUCUCUUGAAAGCAAGUCUUUUUUUGUGUAGAAUUUGACAGGAUCACCUAACCCCAGGAAGCCCUCCGUUGGCUAUUUUAUUCAGUAUGCUCUCAAAUCCUUUUAUAUUGACUUACAGUCCUGUCCAGCACUCCACCUGCUGUCCUCUGCUGUGGGCGCAGGCAGUGUGGAUUUGCCUUUGCUGUGUGCAAACGUUCAAUAUUGAAUUCGGCAGUGUUCCCCACCUUCCUCCCCUUGCUAUCACUGCUUCAGACGUCGUGUAGCAGUGACAAGUGAUGAGCUAUUGCCUGCUCCUUUCGUGUCAACAGACAAAGCCACAAGAGCCAUCCUCCGAUAGUCAUUAGGCUCGGAUAGCUGUUAUUGUCAACAGAGCUCAGCGAGGAACACGAUACAUGAGGGAAAUUGAGAUGAUUGAAAAGUCUGGCAGAUUAUUUCUGUCUCUGAGUUGUUGUAUGCGUCAAGUAUCCACUUCAACCUGCUGCUCAUGUCUUGUCUGUGCUGUCGGCGCCUUCAUUCUCCCCAGAUCCAGUGCUGCUGCCUGUUGUUUUCCAUCAAAGCAUUUGGUAAUUGACGUUCAUGAAACAUUACUUAUAAUAAACAGCGGUCACUGCCCCUCUCACAAAUGAUUAGGAUGUGUAAAGACAGGAGGGGAGUUGUUUUUCUCUCGGUAAUGACCCUGGGAACUUGUUCAUUUGAAGUGCGGGACCCUUCCUGCUUUAAAGAUGACUUUUGCACAGAAAUACUCCAGAUUCCUGCUUCUGUCAUGCGUAUACAGCACAAUCCUACCUCAGCUCUGUAGUCCUUAUCAGACUAGGAGCAAAAUUACAGAAAUUCCUUUUACUUUGGUAACUGUCCGAAUGAGCUGGGGCACGUUCUAGGAAGUCUUUUGCGGACAGGGCCUUCUGAUUUUUGGUUUGGCUGUCAGUUGUGUGUAGCUGCCAUUCGUCUGACAGGGCUGACAGCCAGCACUCUAGUAAGAAUCUCCUGAUGAGCUGUUUGUGACGCGCUGCUCUUCCAGGCAUCGCCCCCAUCUGUCAUUGCAAAUCAGUGUCCUGAGCACAAAGAGGCAGAAUGAAAGUGAAUUCUCUACUGGAGAGUUGAAUGGCACCAACUAGACUGAUAUCUAGCGGCGCUAGUGGCACUCCAGAUUCAACCCGCAAAAGCUGUAGAGCAAAUGACAAGAAGCAGAAAUGAUUUGACUAUCUUUAAUGAGAGUUCAAGGGUCAGGCCAUUGCCUCUAAUCGAUAAAAGACACUGACCCUCCAUUAACUGCAGCUCCAAGACAUGUAGGGGGUUUGUGUUCGGUGAUGGUGGAUGGGACUACAUUUAUCAGGGAAAAAAACAUUCAAGAGAUUUUAUUUGUUACAUAUACAUACAUACAGUGAAAUGUAGUUGCGUCAAACUCCCAGGCAGUGCACAAAUGAAGUACAGGAAAUUAUACACACUAAGUGAAUGUUUGCUAUACCUAUAAUAAAGCGAUUAAAAAACUGUAUUUAAAUAGCAUUUGUAAGUAAAAUACAAAAUAAGCCAAAUAAGCAGAAUAUACAAUAGAGUAAGCACUGUUAAAAGGAAACAGUGCAGAUCAAGUGGCAACAGUAUUUAAAUGGCAGUAGUGCGAGGUAAAGUAUAAUAUACAUAGGUGAAUGUCCUUGGGUAUGUUGUCCUUCAGGAGAUUACUGUUUGCUGUUCAAGGCUCUGAUAGCCAGUGGGAAGAAACUUUUGCUCAGCCUCUCAGUGUGUGAUUUGUGGCAGCGCAGAGGCUUGCCUGAUCGCAGCCGCACAAACAGUCCAUUGCUGAGGUGGCGGGGGUCCUUUAUUAUCCUCCCAGUUCUGCUUCCACACCUCCUGUUGUAUAGGCUCUGCGGGGAGGGGAGCGCCGUCCCCGUAGCGCGCUCAGCCAAUCACACAGUCCUCUAUGGAACAACUCACAAGCAGGUUCCUUAUCAAUUCUGUGAAUGCGCUUACAUGAUUCCAUAAGCAUAACAAGAUACUCCAAUCUUCGGGGCUAAACCCAUGCUUAAAUUUCAGCUGUAAUGUGUUCCUGCCAUGUGGUGCCCAUUUCUUCUUUCUGUCUUCCUCCUGUCAUGAAAAAAAUGGAGGCAUAGUGGAAUCUGUAAGGGAAGCGUUUGCUAAAUCAGGAAGCGAUGAGUCAUAAAGUCUUGACCUUAAACAGUUGCACCCAGGGGUUGCAGUGCAUUUCAUUAAACCCUGUGAACGCAUUCAAGAAAACAGCAACAUUCGGGUGGUAACUCAUUAAUUAACUCAGUUUCCUGCUUAAUGCCACCUUUGUGCUCGUAGGGCUUUCAUUUAUUGCUAAUUGAACCUUUUUUGCUGUUUACAUCUUGACAACCGGUAGAAACUGGUGGACACACCUGGAUUUCUGCUCUCUUUCCCAGCACUUGACACCUCAGUCUGAAUUUAUUUAGUUUUCUAAAUGUGGCAAAAAUGCCACAGAGGAAAUUACAUGGAUCCGGCCAUGGCUUUCGUCACACAUUUGACAACACAGUGAGGGUAGUAAAAUCCAACAUUUUCUCUGAUUAUAAUGGGAAGGCAUAUGUAAGAGUACAUAACAAGAAUAUAGCUAAGAAUAUAACAAAGACCAUUAACAUGAAGGGCCAACAAUACAAAAAAAAAAAAAAAAAA
Myripristis murdjan (pinecone soldierfish) is the source of this 9981-nucleotide messenger RNA. Its product is annotated as mitogen-activated protein kinase kinase kinase 11. Gene Ontology annotation, molecular function: JUN kinase kinase kinase activity; protein binding; ATP binding. The transcript has 10 exons. Gene Ontology annotation, cellular component: centrosome. Bases 1111 to 4239 code for a protein of 1042 amino acids. The record is from RefSeq and is a predicted model, not a curated record. Gene Ontology annotation, biological process: protein phosphorylation; positive regulation of apoptotic process; microtubule-based process. Lineage: Eukaryota; Metazoa; Chordata; Actinopteri; Holocentriformes; Holocentridae.